AUGCCCGCCACGCGGAAAGCUGCUGUGGUAGCCUUUUUCGCAGCAUUCCUAGACGCCGACCCAACAAACCAGGCCACUCUCGUCGAUGCUGCAACAGAAAUGGCAAACGGAAUUUGUAACAGGGUCUCUUCUUUGAUCGUCGUGGACACCUCGAGAAUGGUGUCCCCGCUCUUGAUUGGUGUGAGUCCGAACCCGUUGAAUUUGGAUGACAGUAGUGACGCUCUCCGUGUUUGGAUGUACGACUCCUGGUUGCUGGACGAAUCUAGCCGUUGUCUGCUGCCCGUUGUGUCGCAGUCCGACGAGCAAGAGAGCAGCGUAGAAUAUUCGCUGGGCGCUGUUUCAGGCUCGGGAGCCUCUAAGGAUUCAAGCAUGGUCAAGGUAUUAUUGAACUCGGUGGCUUGCUCGGUCUCUAACUCAGACGCUGGCGGGGAAUGGCUACUCAACUUUGCUUUUCUGGGUUUGAAUAGCCCGCCAUGGAACCACCAGUUCUGGCGUUGUUUCUUGACCAGUUCUUUCCGCUUUUGCUUGAGAGUCUUGAUCUUUUCGUCAAUUUCGUGUAAGUCUAUGUCAUCGGUGAUCGGAGUUUGGGGUUUUGGUGAUUCACCGAUCACCGUUUCCACUGGGCUAGCAGCAUCUUGGAUCCCAGGCGUUGAUUUGGGCGAUUCAAACAGAGGACUCAGUUUAGUACCUACAAAUGAUGCCUUUCCAAGCUCGUCCAAUUUGUCGACCUGA
Molecule: messenger RNA, 732 nt
Organism: Ogataea philodendri
Lineage: Eukaryota; Fungi; Ascomycota; Pichiomycetes; Pichiales; Pichiaceae
Exons: 3
Coding region: 1-732 (243 amino acids)
Source: RefSeq, a predicted model, not a curated record